Molecule: messenger RNA, 2946 nt
Organism: Dracunculus medinensis (Guinea worm)
Lineage: Eukaryota; Metazoa; Nematoda; Chromadorea; Rhabditida; Dracunculidae
Source: the annotation of a GenBank genome assembly
AUGUCAGUAGGAGGUGGAAAUGUUCGUCUAAACGAAAACCGUUCCUAUGCUGAUUUACCGAAACCCGAAAUCGCCUUUUGCUAUGGCAUUUGGAUAUCGCAUUCAGUCGCUGCGUUCCUCAUUUGCUAUAAUUUAACAAAGCAGUUAUUUUAUUUUAUGAAGCAGUGGACUGUGCCCAGCAGUUAUAUGGACGGAUAUUUCAUGGAUUUGUCCGAUAUCGAAUGGCUAUUGUAUCGAUCAUCGUUUCAAAAAAUGUUUGCUGUUUACUUUUUACAUUCAAUAGCAUCAAUAGCUUAUGUUAAUGGCAAAUUAUUUUAUUUGAAAUAUGUGAUUAUAUUUGGUAUACCAUCAUGGUUUGCGACUAUUGACGGAAUGGAACCGCCCGAGCCACCAAUUUGUAUAUCUCGAAUUACAUUAUACUCAAAAAUGUGGAGGUCCUUUGACCGAGGCCUCUACGAAUUCCUCAAAAAUCAAGUGUACAAGCCAAUAAUGUAUAGUUCAAUGAUAAAAAGCGAUAAUUUGAAGAAAUUCUUUGCAACAAUAUUUGUAUUUAUGUUCGUAUUAGCAUGGCAUGGUACAACAGCAAAUUAUAUUUAUUGGGUUUUAUUAAGUAGUUUUGAACUUUUCAUUGAAAACAUUGGUGCAUUUAUAAGAAAUACCUAUGUUUGGAAUAAUUUUGCUAAAUUUAUUGGCGAAAAGAAUGAGCGACGUAUUAUAUCAAUCGCAUUAAUUCUAACUGUUCUACCUGGUAUCUUUGGAGUAUUCUUCUUUCUCGGACGCAACGCUGUUCCUGAAAUGAUUUUUCAACGAUUAAUUAUUAAUGCGUUAUAUGAAAUUUUCCAUCUAAAAGUUUCCUAUUCAUCGGACGGUUUUGUAUUUUUACAUUUAAUGCUGUUGGUAAAGUUUCUCGAAUUUGUGAAGCCAUUCUGCGGACUCGUUCCUGAGGUGUCGAAGCCGGAACGUAAGAUUCAGUUUCGCGAAAAAAUGCUAUGGACAGCAAUUACUUUAUUCGUAUUUCUUGUUUGCUGUCAAAUUCCUCUUUUUGGUAUAAUGUCAACAGACAGUGCCGAUCCGUUCUACUGGUUACGAGUUAUCCUUGCUUCAAAUCGAGGAACAUUAAUGGAACUGGGCAUUUCACCUAUUGUAACAUCUGGUCUUAUUAUGCAAUUACUUGCGGGUGCAAAAAUCAUUGAAGUGGGGGAUACACCAAAAGAAAGAGCUCUUUUCAAUGGCGCACAGAAAUUAUUUGGUAUGGUAAUUACUGUCGGACAGGCAAUAGUAUAUGUUGCUUCGGGAUUGUACGGUGAUCCGGCUGAGAUCGGUGCUGGUAUUUGUCUUUUAAUUGUUAUUCAGCUUGUAGUUGCAGGUCUUAUCGUCCUUCUUUUGGAUGAACUUCUUCAGAAAGGUUAUGGUUUGGGAUCUGGAAUUUCGCUAUUCAUUGCAACAAAUAUUUGCGAAACAAUCGUUUGGAAAGCAUUUUCUCCAGCAACAUUGAAUACAGGCCGGGGAACGGAAUUCGAGGGAGCGAUUAUCGCUCUGUUCCAUUUAUUAGCCACACGCAAUGAUAAAAUUCGUGCACUUCGAGAGGCAUUUUAUCGGCCAAAUUUACCCAAUUUAAUGAAUCUCAUGGCAACUGUUCUCGUUUUCGCUGUUGUUAUUUAUUUCCAAGGAUUUCGAGUAGAUUUACCGAUUAAAAGUUCUCGUUAUCGUGGCCAGUACAGUUCUUACCCCAUAAAACUUUUCUACACCUCAAAUAUUCCCAUUAUUCUCCAGUCUGCUCUUGUUUCGAAUUUAUAUGUGAUCUCUCAGAUGUUGGCUGCUAAAUUCGGUGGUAAUAUAUUGGUUAAUCUUCUUGGAACAUGGUCUGAUGCCGGAGGGUAUAGAAGUUACCCAACAGGUGGAAUCUGUUAUUACCUCUCGCCCCCAGAAACUCUAGCGCAUGUUAUAGAAGAUCCUUUCCACUGUAUAAUCUAUAUUGUUUUUAUGCUUGGUUCGUGCGCAUUUUUCUCAAAAACAUGGAUUGAUGUAUCCGGGAGCAGUGCAAAAGACGUGGCGAAACAGCUAACUGAACAACAAAUGGUCAUGAGGGGUCACAGAGAAAAAUCAAUGAUCCAUGAACUUAACCGCUAUAUACCUACAGCUGCUGCAUUUGGCGGCUUGUGUAUUGGUGCCCUUUCUGUCACGGCGGAUUUUUUGGGUGCUAUUGGAAGUGGUACGGGUAUUUUACUGGCAGUUACCAUCAUUUACCAAUAUUUUGAAAUAUUCGUGAAAGAACAGCAAGAAGCAGGUGGUGUUGCGGGAAUAGGAAAAAACUUGGAGCCUAAAUCAGAAGAGCAGCCUUUGCCGAAAAGCUUUCUCGAUUUCCAGAAUUUAACUAAAACUUGCGAGAAUCUGAAAUCAAAAUGCAAGCGAAGGAAGAAUGUUUUAAUAGAUGCGGUAAGGAAAGCUGGUUUUCAGUUUCGUUAUCAUGAAAGUACGAAAAAUUUGAUAAAUAGAAUUGAGGCGAUAACUCGCAGAGAUGUUAGAGAACUAAAAAUGCUGGCUAAAUUUGAUGCAAUCGGUCAAAAUAUGUAUGAAUUCAAAAAUGAAAACAAAGUGGAUGAAUCUACAAAAAACGAUAAGCUGGAAGCUGGCGGUUCUGUGGAAUCUCGGAGUUCAAAAACUAAACCUCAUCGCAAGAAAAGAAAAUCUCGUGCUCCUGACGAAGAAGAUUUGAUAUUAUAUGCUAAAGAAGUAAUACCUUUUGGAAGUCGAGUGGAUGCACCUCCCAUUUUAUCUUCAUUUCCUCGGAAAGGAAAUAUAUUUAGGUCAUCCCAAAAACGCAGUGAUUCGUCCAAAGACGACGGCGUAAAAGUACAAAAGUAUGGUAGUCUCAAACGUAAGGAAGAACUGAAUAUUGAACGAAAUCGUGUCAUUGAGGAAUAUCGGAAAUUAAAGAAGCGUUGA